Striga hermonthica is the source of this 237-nucleotide messenger RNA. The record is from the annotation of a GenBank genome assembly. NCBI's taxonomy places the organism in Eukaryota, Viridiplantae, Streptophyta, Magnoliopsida, Lamiales, Orobanchaceae.
AUGUUGGGACGAUCUUUAUUCAGCGAAAAAAGAUCGGCUGAAGUUCCAAAAGGACAUUUUGCUGUUUAUGUUGGGGAAAACGAGAAGAAGAGAUUUGUUAUCCCGGUUUCGCAUUUGAACCAUCGUUUAUUUCAAGAGCUUCUUCUCCAAGCUGAAGAAGAAUUCGGGUUUCACCAUCCAAUGGGAGGCCUUACAAUUCCGUGCAGUGAGGAUUUAUUCAUCGAUCUAACCUCUCGC